AUGCAAAACAUGAGUGAAGGUACUGGUAGAGCAUGUAGAAACAAUGAGUGUGUAGAUACUUCGUGUAGGUGUCCUCCAUGUUCAAAAGAAUAUGCAAUAAAGUGUGAAUGUUCAAAAUCAGAUCUUCAGGGGCCUUCUCUAUGCCUAAGGAAUGGUUCAAACGGAUGCUGUUUGUGCCACUACAAGUGA
Molecule: messenger RNA, 189 nt
Organism: Ordospora colligata OC4
Lineage: Eukaryota; Fungi; Microsporidia; Ordosporidae
Exons: 1
Coding region: 1-189 (62 amino acids)
Source: RefSeq, a predicted model, not a curated record